GAAAACUAAAUAUGAUUGACUCUCCUUUGUUAACCGAUAUGGAUUUAUUUAAAGAUUCUCGUCUAAUUACAGAUGCUCAGCAGUGGAAUCCUUACGACGAUAUGGGAGGAACUUGUGCUGCUAUCCGUGGUGAUGAUUGGGUUGUUUUCGGUAGUGAUACUCGUAUGCUUAUGUGGAAAAGUAUUUUGGCUAGAGACUGCGAGAAGAUACACGUUUUGGACAAUAACAUUCUUUUGGGUACUUGCGGUUUUUAUGGUGACGUUCUUCAAUUAAAAAAGCUUUUGCAGCUUCGUCAAAAUCAAUACAAAUUUAAUUAUCAACAUCAAAUGACUACUGAAAUGUUUGCGUCUAUGUUGUCUCGUAUUCUUUACAGUCGUCGCUUUUUUCCUUUUUAUACGGGAUGUAUUGCUGGGGGAAUUGAUACUAAAGGUAAAGGGGCGUUAUAUUCUUAUGAUCCAAUCGGGCAUUGGCGUCUAGCACAAACUUUCUGCACUGGUGCUGGCGGUACAAUUGUACAAUCAUUUUUUGAUAUUACUUUUCAACAAGAGACUAUCGACGAGGGGAAACGUAAACCUGUAACUGUUGAGGAUGCAAAAAAAUUGAUGAAAGACGCUUUUCGUUCGCUUGCUGAAAGAGAGACUUCUACUGGGGAUGGACUUAAAAUUGUUUGGUUAAAGGCUGGAGAUAAAGAGGCUCAUUCUGAAACUUGUGAUUUGCGUGGAGAUUGAGAGGAAAAAUUUUUUUAUUGGAAAAUUUUGAUUGAAACAAACUUUGACGUAUAUUUUUCUCUUUACAUUAUUUAAGGUUUUUUGUGUUCUAAGAAAUUAAAAUUUUUUGUUUUGUUUAUUUUUAUUAACUUAUUUUUCUUGAGACGGAUCUGGGGGGUUUUUUUAGUGUGCUAACAAAGACAAAACAGAACAACGGGUAUAAACGACAAAAUAGUACAGUAACUAAAAAAGACAAAAUGGUACAACGGCAAAAAACGACAUAAUGGAACACUAGCUAGAAAAAGUACCAUAAUCCUAUCAUUUCCGGGCAUACAUGCACAUUUUAAUUAACUAAACCGGAGCGUCACCUAAUUAACCAAGAAGGUUUUUAAUCAGAAAUCCUUAUAAUUAGUGCCACAGCCUUAUUAUUUGUAACCUUUUCUUAAGAAAACUUUAUCGGAAACUCUAAUUUAUUGCUUCCCUUCCCCCCUCUACACACACCCACUUAUUUAGUUUUUUUCUUCGAGAAUCUUCACUUCUAUGCAAAAAUCUUUUGACAAACAAGCAUUUUCUUAAUAAUAAUAAAAAGAUUGCCUGGAGGCAAAGACGGUUUU
Molecule: messenger RNA, 1321 nt
Organism: Meloidogyne enterolobii
Lineage: Eukaryota; Metazoa; Nematoda; Chromadorea; Rhabditida; Meloidogynidae
Source: the annotation of a GenBank genome assembly